UCAAGAAAUUUAUUUUACUUUAUUUACGAUACCAAAUCAAAGCAAUCCCUAAAACCCCAAAUCCAAAAUCCCAAAUCCAAAUUCUCACUCUCAAUUCUUCUUCUUGUUCUCUGAACUGUGUCUCCAGAUUGUUGAAUUGUUGUUUCGAAUAGUAAAAUGGUUUAUAUAACUUCCUGGGACGAGUUCGCUGACCGAACUCUACAAUUGUUCCGUGCCGAUCCUGAAUCUACACGGUAUGUUAUGAAAUACAGACAUUGUGAUGGAAAAUUGGUUCUCAAGGUCACUGAUGAUCGAGAGUGUCUGAAGUUUAAGACAGACCAAGCACAGGACGCUAAGAAAAUGGAAAAGCUCAACAAUUUGUUUUUCACUUUGAUGGCUCGAGGUCCCGAAGCGGAUACAUCAGAAGUUACCGGAAAAGAACACAUGGAUGCUCAGCCACCCAAGAAAGGAAGAGGAAGGAAACAAUAGUUUUGUUAGAUUAUAAAGAAGAGUUAUUUAGACAAAUCUUGAUUGACUCAUGGAUUCCUUCAAAAGGGGGAGAAAGAAAAUAUAUUUGUUAGCCAAUUUUUGCAUUGCCAUUUAGCAAGUUCUUGAGAGUUUAUUGAUAUUUUUUUUCUUCUUGUGGUUUAUAAAAUAUUGAAUUGCAAUUUUAGGUCUUGCUUCUCUUAGAUUAAUUAGCAUUUAUGCUAUAUGUUGGCUCGAACUUUAGUGAAGAGAAAAACUAUUAGGGGGGCUUUUGGAAAGUUAUGGUGUAAUUGAAUUUAAGUGUAAUUAGAGGUAAUUACACAAUUUGUAUAUUUGUUUAACUAUGUGAUUACACUCUAAUUGUGUAAUUGGAUGUAAUUGAGGAGUUUUAAUCACUCUCUCUAAUUCUCAUGUC
Cannabis sativa is the source of this 880-nucleotide messenger RNA. Its product is annotated as signal recognition particle 9 kDa protein. The coding region runs from base 157 to 468 and encodes 103 amino acids. Gene Ontology annotation, cellular component: signal recognition particle, endoplasmic reticulum targeting. Gene Ontology annotation, molecular function: 7S RNA binding. The transcript has 4 exons. Gene Ontology annotation, biological process: SRP-dependent cotranslational protein targeting to membrane; negative regulation of translational elongation. The record is from RefSeq and is a predicted model, not a curated record. Lineage: Eukaryota; Viridiplantae; Streptophyta; Magnoliopsida; Rosales; Cannabaceae.